UAAAACAAGUUUUUUUUUGCUUAAACAGAAAUUUGUUUUAAAGCAUUUGUAAAUAAUAAAGUGAAUUGAGAGAGUAUAAUUAAGAUUGGAUGGUUUUUUAUUAUUAUUAACAUUAUCUGUAAUGGCUCAAAAGUAGCUGUUGACCUAAUAAAACAUUUAAUCGCAUUUACAGUUACAAUUAUAUGUUAUAAGUUAUACUUAUAUGACUGAAUGACUGAAAAGUAACUUCACUUUAAAGUAAUCCAGCAUAAUUAUUCACUUAAUUGAAAAGUUGUUGGGAAGCAUUGUUGAGUAAAUAUAAAGAAAAAGCUGUGCAAAUAUAACGUGAAUGUAUUACAAAGUAACUUAGCAAUUUGCAUUAAAAACGAUUUACGUAUUACAUUUGUUCUUCUUCGUUUGUGUUAAAACAAACUAUUAAAUAUUAAAAUAAAUUUUAUUAGACAGACUUUUGACAAAGUAGUCUUUGUAGAGAUGGCAAGUAAAAAUAACCAAAAGUCACUACUUAUGUUUUCAUUCUUCAUCAGAAUGUUUUUUUGCGGAGUAGAAUAUUCAGUCAUUUUGCCUUCCGUUAUACCUUAUAUGAAAAGUUUGCAUUCUAGCAAUUUAAAAAUAGGGAUUGCUGUUGGUAUUUACCCAUUUGCAUCAAUGUUUGCUUUACCCGUGUUUGGUUUUCUUUAUGAUAAAACUAAAAGACUGAAAGAAAUCAUGCUUCUUCAAAACUUUUUUCAAAUAUCUGGCAAUUUGCUAUACGCCUUACAUUACUCAGAGUAUUUUCCUAUUGCUGGGCGAUUUGUAGCUGGCCUGGGAGAUGGGUUUUCAGCAUGCGCUAUUGGUGAAAUGACAGCAAUUUACUCAAACUCUAAAAGAGUGGGCAUGAUGUCAAUAAUAGAAUCUGGAAGAGUUUUUGGGUUGAUUAUUGGGCCUGCUUUAAAUGUUUUUAUUUCUAAUCAUUCGUUUGUCAUAGAUCAUUGGAUAUUGGAUUACAAAACAUUGCCUGGUGUAUCUAUGGCUUUUGGUUGGUUUUUGAUGAGCCUAAUUACCAUUUUUUGCGUUACCAAUAUAUCUUUAAGGGAAUCUGAAGCGGUCAAAUAUUUAUCUCUUUCUGAAAUAAAGCAAGAAGAAAACGAAAGUGCAGUUGAUUACCCAAAUCAUAAUUACGAUUUUUUACAACAAGAAGACAUAUUCGAGCCACAAAACACUACCUAUAUUACUGAUAACUCCUUGAAAAAAAAACAUUCAAUAAAGGAGUAUUGGUUAAGUGCUAAAAAUUCAAUCUUAUCAUUAGAGUUUUUAGUAAUUUUUUACACAGACUUUAUUUUAUGGUUUAUUCAAACACAGUUUGAAAUUUUGCUACCUUACAUUACCGAAAUUGAGUACGGUUGGACUCCUAUACAAACUAGUGGAAUAUACAUUGGUGGUGGAAUUCUUUUGUUAGUGAUUUUUUUCUUAAUUUUUAUUCUUUCUCCUAAGUAUCCAGUUCAUGACGUCAAAUUGCUACUUUUUUCUAUGUUUCUUACUCAAGUUUCGUUGUUGCUUGUAAUAUUUGAAAGUGUUCCAAAGUUAAUGUAUCAAAAAGUCAUUAUUUUCUCCAUAAUUUGUUUACUAGUUUUUACUUCGAUACCUUUUAACUUAGUAUGUUCAAGAAAUUUGUUUACAAGAAUGUUUCCAGAAAAAAAUCAAGGAAUUAUUCAAGGCGUGUACUCCUCUGCCUCAAGAUUUUCAAUGAUUGGAGGACCUAUAUUAAUUAGUUUAGUUUUUGGACACAGAAAAUUAUAUGGAGCAAUUGCUUCAGUUUCAUGUUUAUUUGGUAUAGUUUUGUUACUUUGUUCAACAAAUCGAAUUAAAAAAAAAGAGCAAGAUAUGAUUGCUCGUAUGAAGGAAAGAAUAUCAAAUGAUUAAGUUUUAUCCAUUUUAUUAUUAUAAUUAUUUUAAUACUAUCAAUAAUAUUUAUAUUAUUAUACUAUUGUCAAUGAUAAUGCCAUUAUUAAUGUUAACAUUAUUAAUAUUAACAUUGUUAAUAUUAACAUUAUUAAUAAUAACAAUAUUUAUAUAAAAAUUAAACAAUAAUAAAAAUAUUAUAUUGUUUGGUGUUGUUUUGAACAUUGCCAGUGAUAACAUUAGGAUGUUUAAUUUUUUUUAUUAUUAUUAUUUAUUUUUUCACACAAAGACUUAUAAAUUAAAAAUAAGUUUACUUUAAAAUAGAUAAUAUAAAGUUUAAAUACAAAGUUCAACGUAUGUAAAUACGUUGCGACAAUAACAGAGUUAUAGUAUAACAAAAACUGAUAAAAGAAAUGCGGGAAACUUC
Messenger RNA from Hydra vulgaris (swiftwater hydra), 2305 nucleotides. RefSeq lists its product as uncharacterized. Lineage: Eukaryota; Metazoa; Cnidaria; Hydrozoa; Anthoathecata; Hydridae. The record is from RefSeq and is a predicted model, not a curated record. Gene Ontology annotation, molecular function: transmembrane transporter activity. Gene Ontology annotation, biological process: transmembrane transport.